Carica papaya (papaya) is the source of this 1601-nucleotide messenger RNA. Its product is annotated as fringe-like protein. Lineage: Eukaryota; Viridiplantae; Streptophyta; Magnoliopsida; Brassicales; Caricaceae. The record is from RefSeq and is a predicted model, not a curated record.
AUGAAAGAUCAGGGAUACAUCUUCUGCGACUGCAACAUGAAAACUCCAUCUCCUUCAUCUUCCCAUAUCUGCAAGUUGAUGUUCAUUCUCAUCCUCUUUCUCUCUCUUCCUUACAUAUUUUACUCACUAAGCUUCUUGUCUUCUUCUCUCAAUUUACCAACCCAGAAUAACAAUCCCUUCCGUGUCGUCAGCCACCACUCCGCUUCCGGGAACUCACCGUCAGUUGCUCAAAACCUAGAAAAAACAACCCUCAAGCACGUCGUGUUCGGCAUUGGCGCCUCUGCUAAGUUAUGGGACCGGAGAAAAAACUACAUCAAACUCUGGUGGAGACCCCACGAGAUGCGGGGCUUCGUUUGGCUUGACAAGCCAGUUGAAACUGACGCCAGCGAUGAUUGUCUUCUGCCGCCGAGAAAGAUCUCCGGCGACACGUCGAGGUUCGAAUACAGGAACAGCGACGGCCAUCGGUCGGCGUUAAGGAUAUCUCGGAUUGUGUCGGAGACAUUAAGAUUGGGGAACAUGGAGGGUGUUAGAUGGUUUGUGAUGGGUGAUGAUGAUACAGUUUUUGUCCCCGAUAAUCUUAUCAGUGUUUUGUCGAAGUACGAUCAUAACCAGUUUUAUUACAUCGGAAGCUCGUCGGAAAGUCACUUACAGAAUAUAAAUUUCUCGUAUGGAAUGGCUUAUGGCGGCGGCGGUUUUGCUAUAAGUUAUCCUUUAGCGAAAGCUCUGGAGAAGAUGCAGGACAGGUGCAUGCAGAGGUACCCGAAGUUGUAUGGGUCGGAUGAUCGGAUUCAUGCAUGCAUGACGGAGCUCGGUGUUCCUCUGACCAAGCAGCCGGGAUUUCACCAGUUUGAUGUGUAUGGAAAUGUGUACGGACUACUAGCGGCACACCCGAUCGCACCUCUGAUAUCUCUGCACCACUUAGACUUAGUGGAUCCCAUAUUUCCCGAUGUGGGUCGAGUCGACGGAUUAAUGAGACUGAAACUUCCAACUCAGCUAGACUCGGCUGCGCUAAUGCAACAAUCAAUAUGCUACGAUAAAUCUCGAAACUGGACUGUCUCUCUAUCUUGGGGCUACACUGUUCAAAUCUUUCGGGGCUUAAUACCCGCCCGAGAAAUUGAAAUGCCCGCCCGAACUUUUCUCGACUGGUACAUGAGGUCCGACGGCUCCGGUUCCACUUUCAAUUCGCGCCCUUUCUCCAAAAAUCGCUGCCAAACACCCUCUGUGUAUUUUUUGUCCAAUGCUUUUUUCAGUUCCGAGAUCAAUAAAACAGGUACCGAGUAUGUUAGGUUUCAAAGAUCGAGUCCAAGUUGCAGCUGGGAAAUGGAAAAUCCCUAUUUGAUUCAUCGGGUUGAGGUUUCUAAGAAACCCGAUCCAUUUUUGUGGGACAAGCCUCCGAGAAGAAACUGUUGCAGAGUGUUGCCUGCGACGAAGAAAGGGACAAUGGUGGUUGAUGUUGGCACGUGCCAAGAAGAUGAAACCAUUGAAUUGUAAUGACGAGAAACUAGCUUUAAAAUUAAUUUGGUCUGUUCAUUUUUUUAAUUUUAAAUUUUCUUUAUUUUUUUAUUGUAGUAAUAAAAAUAUUCUGAAAAUUAAUAGUAAAU